Scheffersomyces stipitis CBS 6054 is the source of this 1161-nucleotide messenger RNA. RefSeq names its product Pal1 family protein. The record is from RefSeq and is a predicted model, not a curated record. Bases 1 to 1161 code for a protein of 386 amino acids. NCBI's taxonomy places the organism in Eukaryota, Fungi, Ascomycota, Pichiomycetes, Serinales, Debaryomycetaceae. Gene Ontology annotation, cellular component: cytoplasm. The transcript has 2 exons.
AUGGCCUCCAACAACCCGUUCGCGGCUGCUCUCAGCGAGCCCGACCCCUACGCCCAACGCCGUGAGCCACCUCCCGUUCCCAGACAGACCAAUACCAACAGAACCCCACCAGUGCGCCCCCCUAAGCCAGAGGCUCUUCCCUCGUACGAAGAAGCCGCAGGCCCUGACACGGCCAGAAGAGAAUACCCCCGCGAAAAACUGACCUCGUCUUCGUCGAGACAGCAUCACUCAACUUCGAACCGUCCCCACAGAUCACAUUCAGACUCCGGCAGGCCUCCACGUAGCUCCAGGGACAAGUCCUCUGGAACCAGCGAAACCAGGCACCACUCAUCUAACCACAAGUCGUCGUCCCACCAUUCACUGUCACACCACAAAUCAUCAUCCACACGCGCUAAGUCACCUUCCAAAAAGAAACCAGAACCUGUUAAGGCAAAGAACUUGGACACUAUCGAUAAGUUGGACGUGACGGCCUUCUUUGGCGGAGGCUUCCAUCACGACGGUCCCUUCGAUGCCUGUACUCCACACCGAAACAAGAACACAAAAUCGGCACCAGUAGCAGCGUUCCCCGUAGAUGGACCCAAUAACUCCAUUGCUGGGUUGGCCAAGACCGACAAGAAUGAACAGAUGAACUUAGCAUUUGGAACAUAUACCGAUGACGACCAGAACGAGAUUAUCGGUCGCAAAGGGUCUAUUAGACGUGCCAGAGCGACAGCCAAAGAUGACGCUCCGGUAGUUUUAAAGACCAACCGUAGCACACACGACCAACAAUCGACGUUGUUCACGCCUAAACAUAACCCUAGUGUGAUCAACUUUGAUGCCAACCUCAAGGCUGAGCCAAUUCACGGCUCCACCACUGCUGGGUUGGGUUCUACGACGUUUGUAGACGGUGCUCCAGCUCCAAAGGCUGCAGAAAUGAAUGAAUAUUUAAGCACUUCCAAUGGAGGCUUGAGUAGAAAGAAGUCAUUGGUGCAAAGAUUACGUAAGAACAGUUAUAGCGAAAACAGCUCUCGCCGAAACUCCCAAGAUACCGUUGAGCCAUAUGAGUCUGGAAGAAGAGGCUCUCUCAAUAACUUGGAAACUGAUGAGUCCAGAUCUGGAGGCUUGGGAGGAGGCACUUCUUCAUUAAUCAGAAGAGUAAAGAGUUUGAAAGUCAGAAGAUAG